Aspergillus mulundensis is the source of this 2433-nucleotide messenger RNA. RefSeq lists its product as uncharacterized. Bases 1 to 2433 code for a protein of 810 amino acids. The record is from RefSeq and is a predicted model, not a curated record. Lineage: Eukaryota; Fungi; Ascomycota; Eurotiomycetes; Eurotiales; Aspergillaceae. The transcript has 2 exons.
AUGCCCCUCUUCCGCAGGAAAGAGAAGUCGAAGCCGUCCAUCUCCUCUCCUGCUUUCCGAUCGGUCGAGCAUCUUCCUCCUCAUCCUCCGUCCUCUUCCUCUUCCGCCGCCCCUCCUUUCGACAGCGACGAUAGCAGCAGCAGCACCCAGCACCACCAACACCACCGCUUCCCCGUCUCCACUUCGCAGCAGUUUCCGCCCCAUCCCCAGCCUCAAUCCCAGUCGCACCACCCGCACACUUAUUCGGAAUCGCAAUCGCAGCCGCAGCCGCAGUCGCAGUCCCAGUCGCAGCCUGUCUAUUCCUGGGACGCCCGUCAACCUCCACCACCUCGCAAUCCUGCACGGUCCGGUCUGCAGCGCUCUCACACUCAGCGCCUCCGUACACCGCCAGACGUUUCCACGCUCUCCAAUUCCAACUCCACCGUUACGGUAGUCACAAACAACCCCAGCCCUUCCUCUUACCUCGAGCCACCGCGGUCCUUCGAUGCUGACGUCUCCGACCAGUCCGUGCCUUCAUCCCCUACUGAUAAGCCAGACGACCAGGAACCUCGACGGUCCAAGCGCAGUCUCUUCUCUUUCCACUCCUCGAAUUCAUCCACGUCCCUCCGAGACCAGCCAAGCCUGCUGGAGCGGAACCGAUCUGUGAAGGUAUCCUCCCGACGCCCUCAGCAGCAGCAACAGCAGCAGACCCACCGUCAACAGCAGUCGCCGCAGCUGACGCAACACUCGCGUUCCUCGUUGGAUUGGUCGAGGGAGUAUGCGGUAGACGCCGCGGAAGCUGAAUACCGACCCCCUUCCAUGCCGCAGCAGAGCUCCGCUCGUGGCCCUGAUCCCGGAUUCGCCCCUCACACCCGUUCGCCGCCUCCGCGGUCCAAUACCGAUCCUCGUCUCGCCGACGAACUUUAUCGCCAAUCGCCCGUUGAAAACUCUAGACACGGUGCAGAGUUAAUUCCUGCAACAAACCAAUUGGACCAUCGACCCCCUUCCCAACAUUCGCUGGGGCCGCCUUCGCCGUACCUAUUCCCCAAGAGCGAUACAUCUUCAGUGACGCAGCUCCCGGCAAUGUCAGACCGACCUUCUGGCAGCCACUCACAAAACCAAUCCCAACAGCAGAGUGCGAGCCAGAGCAAUGCUGGUCAACAGCAGGCUUCCCUCGACCAGGGGCGCGCCACGCCAGCCGCUAAAGACAAUCGGACCCGCGACGACCUAAGUGAAGCUGACGUACGCACUAUACUUCAGAAGUACGACGAACUACAGGCCAAAUACUCCAAGGUGAAAAGGUACUAUUUCGAACGGGAUGCCCAGGUGCAGCAGCUACAAAACACCGUCGCUCACCAGCGCAUGGCCGUUUCACGAACAGUCCUCGAUGACAACGAGUACUCCAACCGGUUUGGCCGUCUCGACGGUGCCAUCAAGGACCUCGCUUUUUCCAUCCGCAAAGACUGGAAAACACUCCCCACCUGGCUCUCUGGGUUCGUCAACGAAGACGCUCCUGCCACUGGCACGAAAGAGAUGACCGCCAUUGGUCGCUCGGUGAUGAGCCACUGGCUCGUAGAUGAGGUCUUCGAGCGCUACUUCCACCCGGCUCUCGAACCAGCCUUUAGCCAGCAGCUAAAAGCGAUUGAAAUGACGCUACGUAGGCAACAUACAAAUAUUGCGACAGACGAAGAUAAGGAAAACUCCAUUGCCCGCAUAUCCAACUGGCGCCGCACCACGCUGGACGGUCUCGGCGACUCCCUUCAGGGGCCCGCAGCAGACGAAUAUCGCGCUGAACUAAUCAACCGCCUCGUUGAUAACCUCGUCGCUACGCUCGUCAGCUACCUCCACGACCCUGCUCCCCCAGGUAUAGACAAUGGAGCCCGUAUGAUUGUGGAAAACGCCGUCGGCAUUGCCGAGAAAAUUCCCCUCGAGUCGAGAGAUAUCUGCGUCGAAUACAUCCCGCCUGGCUCACCCAUUCACGACGCAACAAUGAAGAUUGAACCUGGUGUUCUUCCACCUCUCACUCACGCCGCCAGCCCCUCUGACUCCCGACCCUCCACCGAUUUACCCUCCAACCACCACUCUAACGAAAAUGGCACAGCCGCCGACAAUGACCGCGAUACACCACUUCCAUCCGCAAGCCCCAAUGCUCAUGACAAUGUUCCUGCACGCGAACAGCGCAUGCGCUCUGUCUUCAGCAACAUCAUGGGUCGCAAACCCGGGCAAGCACCACCGGCUUCGCCUGGGCCUGGCUCUACACCUACCCCUGCUGGCAAUGACGUCCGUCGCGGAUCCGGAACACCGGCGACAGUACCAGGCUCAGCGCCGGGAGUGGCUGGUCCUGGGUCAGGGACGGGGCGCAUCCGGCUUGCGGCGUUCGUUACGGCCGAGGUGCGCGGGCGCGGGCCGAUGAAUGUCUUGGUAAAAGCCCCUGCUUAUCCGAUGGAAUACUAG